Messenger RNA from Diplodia corticola, 390 nucleotides. RefSeq lists its product as uncharacterized. Lineage: Eukaryota; Fungi; Ascomycota; Dothideomycetes; Botryosphaeriales; Botryosphaeriaceae. The transcript is spliced from 2 exons. Bases 1 to 390 code for a protein of 129 amino acids. The record is from RefSeq and is a predicted model, not a curated record.
AUGGCCAGCACCGAGCUCCUCUUCAAGACGGCGGCCGCCCUCGACGUCAUAUCCAUCGCGGGGCACACGUUGAUGGGGUUCAAGACGGUGCAUCCGGCACUCAACAGCAUCCCCACGGCGACAAGCCGCGACAACAACGUCGGCCGGGUGGGAGCGCAGGGCACGUGGAACUAUUUCAACGCCUCUCUUCUGGCUUUGGCUGCUCUGAACUGGCAAUGGGCGCGCACCGGGGGCCCGCAGACGACCGAGGAAAUGGUGGCACUGGCAGCCACGACCAUCAUGGGGGUGGUCAGCGGGGUGGGGUACGUGAAGGUGGGCGAGUACGCGCCGCUGGUCUGCCUGUUCGCCGCUCCCCUGCUGAGCGUUGUGGCCACGCUGAAGGGCAACUGA